CUUGGUGCCGCCUCUGGCUCAGGAGUCUGUCAACCAUCUGAAGGUAAAGUUUUUAUUUCGUGAAAUCCAUAGAAAAAGAAAGGGCCACUGCUCUGAAGCUCAGCUGACGAGAAGGAGGGUGUGCAGCUGCAAGUUCGAGAGCUAUCGGACCCCAAAAGCAGGGGUGGGUCCUAGCACUCUGCGCGCCGAGACCCUCUACGCCGAACCAUGGGCACCCAAAAGCCGCGGAUCCUGCCCUGGCUGAAGUUGCAGCUGGACUUGGGGCGGCUGGAGGGGGUGGCCUGGCUGGACGAGAGUCGCACGCGCUUCCGCAUCCCGUGGAAGCACGGCUUGCGCCAGGAUGCCCAGCAGGAGGACUUCGGCAUCUUCCAGGCCUGGGCCGAGGCCAGUGGCGCCUACACUCCUGGAAAGGAUAAACCUGAUCUGCCCACCUGGAAGAGGAAUUUCCGAUCGGCCCUGAACCGGAAGGAGGUGUUGCGUUUAGCUGAGGACCGGAGCAAGGACCCCCACGACCCCCACAAGGUCUAUGAGUUUGUGAACUCAGGAGCUGGGGACUUUCCUGAGUUGGACACCUCUCCAGAUACCAAUAGCAGAUGCAGUCCCUCUGACACCCAGGAAGAAAUACUGGAGGAGUUACUGAGUGACAUGGCCUUGGCCCCAUUCCCAGAUGGGGGGCCCUCGAGCCUGCCUAUGGUCCCUGAGGAGACCCCUCCAUUCUUGCUGAGCCCCAGCGUAGACAUCCCUGCCCCCUGCCCAAACCUGCAGCCCCCGGAAAACCCACUGAGGCGGCUGUUGGUGCCUGAGGAAGAGUGGGAGUUCGAGGUGACUGCCUUCUACCGGGGCCGCCAAGUCUUCCAGCAGACUGCCCUCUGCCCGGGGGGCCUGCGGCUGGUGGCGUCAGAUGCAGACCAGACACUGCCUGGACAGCCAAUAAUCCUGCCAGACCCCGGGGUGUCGCUGACGGACAGGGGCGUGAUGGGCUACGUGAGGCGUGUGCUGAGCUGCCUCGGUGGGGGGCUAGCUCUGUGGAGGGCGGGACAGCGGCUCUGCGCCCGGAGGCUGGGGCACUGUCACACGUACUGGGCCUUGGGCGAGGAGCUCCUCCCUGACAGUGGCCACGGGCCCAGCGGCGAGGUCCCCAAGGAUGAGGAAGGAGACGUGUUCGACCUGAAGCCCUUCGUGGCAGAACUGAUCGCCUUCAUCGAAGGAAGCGGACACUCACCACGCUACACCCUCUGGUUCUGCGUUGGGGAGCCAUGGCCCCAGGACCAGCCGUGGAUCAAGAAGCUCGUGAUGGUCAAGGUUGUUCCCACUUGUCUCAGGGCCCUGCUGGACAUGGCACGGUCAGGGGGCGCCUCCUCACUGGAGACCACCGUGGACCUGCACAUCUCCAACAGCUACCCACUCUCCCUCACCUCGGACCAGUACAAGGCCUACCUCCAGGACCUGGUCGAAGACAUGGAUUUCUAGGUCACUGGGGAGAUCUGACCCCUCACUCCUCACGGAUGAUGGCCUCUUGUGCCCUCACCUUGGCCAAUAAACUGUUUCUUACCACUGUCA
Messenger RNA from Panthera uncia (snow leopard), 1560 nucleotides. RefSeq names its product interferon regulatory factor 3 (gene IRF3). Gene Ontology annotation, molecular function: DNA-binding transcription factor activity, RNA polymerase II-specific; RNA polymerase II cis-regulatory region sequence-specific DNA binding; protein binding. The transcript is spliced from 8 exons. Lineage: Eukaryota; Metazoa; Chordata; Mammalia; Carnivora; Felidae. Gene Ontology annotation, biological process: regulation of transcription by RNA polymerase II; immune system process. The record is from RefSeq and is a predicted model, not a curated record. Bases 208 to 1470 code for a protein of 420 amino acids. Gene Ontology annotation, cellular component: nucleus.